AUGGAGAAAACGAAGAAGAACGCCCAUGAAGAAGAAGAAGAGACUGAUCUUAUCAACAAUCUCCCUGACUCCAUUCUCUGUUUGAUCAUCUGUUACCUACCCAUUAAACAAGUAGUAAGAACAAGCAUCCUAUGUAAAAGAUGGAAGAAGCUAUGGAUGUCAAUUCCGUCUAUCAACUUUGAUUUACAGAAACCAAAUCCUUUGAACAAAAAUCUGAACAAAGAGGUACGUGAAGUAAUCGAUCAUAUCUUCACAUCUCAUCAUGGAAAAAUAGAAAGUUGUUGGAUAAAGCAUUGCAGGAAAAACAUCAAACACCAUGAGGUGCAGAGAUGGAUAGAACAACUAAAGUCCAAUAGAAGGAGCAUCAACAAGCUUUCUCUUCAAUGCAUGAGCAUUUUUGCAUGGAAAUGGUAUCACAUACAAAACAAAGAGCGGUACCAGUUACCUUCUCGGAUAUUCAGUUUUAGUUCUCUUCAUGAAUUAGAACUGAAUAACUACAACUUAUGGGAUUCUUCACCUUUCGAAGGUUGCAUGAAUCUAACUACAUUAAAGCUUGUUUCAAUUCUUCUAAAAUCUGAUGUAAUCCUCCAAGGUAUAAUCUUCAAUUGUGGGUUGUUAGAGAAUUUGAGUCUAAUUCGAUGUGAAGGUCUACAGACACUCAAAAUUCUUGACCGGAAUCUUAGGGUUUUGAAGAUUGAGAAUUUACAAGUAAAGGGCAUAGAAAUUCAUGAUAUGAGUUUAAGAACAUUAGUUAUUGAUACUUUAUCAUCUGGUAAUGGCUAUAAAAUCACUACUCCAAAUCUCCAGCAGCUUUGCAUUACUCAUCGUCAUCAUGCUUCUGCCUUGAUUGAUAUUAACUGGACUGGAAUUGAGAUUAUUGAAGUCAGCAGCAAUUUCCGUGCUAAUCCCUACAAGGAAGUGUCACCAUUUGAGAAUUUGCAGAGGCUAUUCCUCAAUUUGAAUUUGAAAGAUGUAAGACAGGCUCCUAUGCUUGCCUCCAUGUUGAGAAGGAAUCGGUAUCUACAAGAACUAAUAAUUGAGUUGGUCGAGGGGGCCGAAAAGUUUGAUCCAUUUCUAGCCUACGGUCCUGUUGUGGUUGCUCGAGAUGGGGAACGUAUACUUGUGAUACGUGCUUAG
This is a messenger RNA of Telopea speciosissima, 1137 nucleotides long. Its product is annotated as F-box protein At1g80960-like. Bases 1 to 1137 code for a protein of 378 amino acids. Gene Ontology annotation, molecular function: protein binding. NCBI's taxonomy places the organism in Eukaryota, Viridiplantae, Streptophyta, Magnoliopsida, Proteales, Proteaceae. The transcript is spliced from 3 exons. The record is from RefSeq and is a predicted model, not a curated record.